GGAUAUUGUGUGUACAUUUUUUUGCAAAGCGCGCAGUCGUUCCGACGUUUGUUGACAAAGAUCCGAAACUGAUUUAAAUCGCAAUAAAAAUGUCGUCGGACGAGGAAAACGACGACGUGCUGCAGGAUCUGGAGGAAAUACGAGACAAAAUGAUGAACACUCCACGCAACGAACGCAUGCAAGUGAGCGCCUGGGAGGACGACGAUGACGGCGUGGAAGCGGAGCGUAACGCGAAAGAACCGGAUGAGAAAGCCAUGCUAAGUGCCGCUGAGGAGGGAAAUCUGGAAAAAGUUAAGACUUUGUUGAGCAAAAAUCGUCUUCUACUGAAGUGCACUGACAAAGACGGCUACACUCCCCUUCAUAGAGCUUGCUACGCCGAUAAUGUAAAAGUGGUAGAGUAUUUGCUGGAAAUGGGAGCAAGGCUGGACGCUAAGACUCAGGACGAGUGGCAACCUCUACAUUCCGCGUGUUGCUGGAACAAUGUGGAAUGCGCCCUGACUUUGAUCUCGUGCGGCGCGGACGUAAACGCCAGGAGCAAAGGGGAUCAAACACCUUUGCAUCUACUCUGCGCCAGUUCUCACAAUUCUCCCGCUCUUCAACUCUUUCUGUUGCAUCCGGACACAGAUUUCUCUAUACUGAACUCGAGCGGAGACACCGCGGCUAUGAUCGCAAGAAGAACAACGAAAUUCUAUCCGAUAUUCGAGAUAACCGAGCCCUGUCUGAACGAGAUUUAAAAAACACCUUCCGGCGCGUUGCUAUAA
Messenger RNA from Pseudomyrmex gracilis, 761 nucleotides. RefSeq names its product ankyrin repeat domain-containing protein 49-like. Gene Ontology annotation, molecular function: protein binding. The coding region runs from base 90 to 734 and encodes 214 amino acids. The transcript is spliced from 4 exons. The record is from RefSeq and is a predicted model, not a curated record. Lineage: Eukaryota; Metazoa; Arthropoda; Insecta; Hymenoptera; Formicidae.